AUGAGCUUAACCGCCAUUUUGUUGAAAAAUGCGUUUUCUUUUGGGGACGCUGACGCUGCUGGUCGUGAUAGACUGCGCAGUGGCCUUGGCAAGGUCUGCGUGGGUUUUGUUUUACUGACACAGGUAGCCAAUAUCCUGCGUGACACAAUCUAUCUCGAUGGCGGGAGGCUAUGGUAUCAGAAAGGAUAUGACGAUGGUUGCGUCCAGCUCCAGUCGGAUAACAAUUUGGAAGCAACCAUUUAUUACCUGAAUCUUACCAAUCCCUUCAACACCAAAUCUGAUUUCAUGAAUGUCCUCAACAACAUGUCCGUCGCCGGCGGUUCAACUAGCAUAGCUCCGAAUUAUGUUGACGGCACAAUGUUUGCCAACGACAACGAGUUCUAUCUCUAUGGGGGCAUGCUUUCUAAUACCGGAAGCUCCGAUCCUCCUCCUGCUAAUCAAGUCCUCUCCUACGCUGCGCACCAGUAUGGCACCUAUAGAAGCUCGUGGGCGCCCAACUGGAAACAAGAAUACCUACCCACUAAUGUCACACGAUACAUCACGAAUGGUGCUGCCGCGUCGGCUCCGAGUGAAAACCUAGGCUUUUACUUCAGUGGGAUGCGUGCGCCGGACUGGGGCGACUUCAAUUUAAACCAGCUUCAGUCUAACCAAACUGCCGACACGCUAAUCACCCUGGACAUGUCAGUGAUGAGCGACGGGAAGUGGACGAACGACACGCUGCCGAGCUAUAUUCCUACUCGUUCUAACGCGGAACUGGUUUGGGUACCUGUAUCCGAGUCUGGAGUUUUGGUGGCUAUUGGUGGAGUGGUUGAACCCAUUCAGUUUUUCCGGAAUGACAAAGAAAACUCAUCACGGACUGCAGAGAGCGAAAGGAUUAGCCCGACGUUCAUGGAGACGGUCUCCGUCUUCGAUGUCGAGAGUAAAACCUGGUAUCUCCAGAACACGACGGGUGAUAUACCGCCGCAGUUGACGGAGUUCUGCUCUGUGCUUGCGAGUGCGGCUGAUGGGUCAUCUCAUAAUAUCUACAUCUAUGGAGGGUACGAUGGCCUUGACUAUAACGCGAAUCCGUCGGACGACGUAUAUAUAUUGUCUCUGCCUUCCUUCAGAUGGGUCAAGGCAUACACUGGUACGAACACACACAGCCGCAGCGGUCAUGAAUGUAUCAAAGUAUAUCCUGAUCAAAUGUUGGCCGUCGGAGGACAGCAUGUCGACUCAACCCAUUGCCUGGAGGGUGGUGUCAUAGUCAAUUUCAACCUCAACACCUUGAGGUUCGAGGAUGAUUAUGAUCCCACAAAAUGGAGUAAGUACAAAGUGCCAGAGCUUGUGACGAAAUGGAUAGGCGGCAACUCCGAUGGAGGUGCAACCACUACCACCCCAUCGUCAUGGACCAACAGCUCUCUAGAGGGCAUAUUUGGCAAGAAGUAUGGCAAGAAGGUCGAGACAUAUUGGCCGUACAAUAGCAGCAACAGCAGCAGUGCCACCGCACAAGAUCACAGCGGGGGCAGCGGAUUCCCCAACUGGGCUGGAGGAGUAAUCGGCGCGGUCUUAGGUCUGCUCGUGAUUGCGAUCAUUGCCGGUCUCUUCUUUUAUCGCCGACGUCACCGUCAACGCGAGUCUGCUGAAGCUGAAGUCGAAGCUGCAGAGGCUGAGCCUAAGAACCGUCCUGCAGAAUGGAUCCUCCCUGGGCCCGGGCCAGUAUCUUCAUCGACCGGCAUGGAGACGGCGGAGACGGUACGGACGACGCAGACCUCGGCAACGCAGCCGUCGACAACGCAGCCAUCGAUAACGCAGGCUUCCACUGUGCCAGAUUCCCUCGUCUCGCCCGCGACCCCUGGCACGGUGGAAUCUGGGGGAGAUGCGCUGUAUGAGAUGCAUGAUUCAUCACCUGUUGAACUUCCCACGCCAUUCAACACCGCCUACUUCGCUCACGGCGGGCCUCCCAAACCCGAACCCGAAGGUGGGCUCAAACCCGAUCCGAGACGAGGCUCCCAGUCUCCUGUCUCGCCCCAGGCUCCUAGUGAGACGGAUUCGGAGUUCUCCUAUUCAACAGGCCACAACAGGCGCCCAUCGUCACUGUCAUUGGCAUCGCCAAUGUCGAUUGAUAACGUGGUGAGCGGUCGGUCGUCGCAUUUUUAUGAAUCUUUUGAUAGUUUGGAUGUCCGGCGAGCAGGUCAUCGGUCUGAGGUCUCCCAGAUGACUGAUCAUGCGGAAGAGAAGGGGCGGAAGGGAGGUAGUGAGACGAUUCGGGAGGACGAAUAG
This is a messenger RNA of Penicillium mononematosum, 2259 nucleotides long. RefSeq lists its product as uncharacterized. The record is from RefSeq and is a predicted model, not a curated record. Bases 1 to 2259 code for a protein of 752 amino acids. Lineage: Eukaryota; Fungi; Ascomycota; Eurotiomycetes; Eurotiales; Aspergillaceae. The transcript is spliced from 9 exons. Gene Ontology annotation, molecular function: protein binding.